Messenger RNA from Lodderomyces jiufengensis, 2370 nucleotides. RefSeq lists its product as uncharacterized. Lineage: Eukaryota; Fungi; Ascomycota; Pichiomycetes; Serinales; Debaryomycetaceae. Gene Ontology annotation, cellular component: cytoplasm. The transcript has a single exon. The coding region runs from base 1 to 2370 and encodes 789 amino acids. Gene Ontology annotation, molecular function: mRNA binding. The record is from RefSeq and is a predicted model, not a curated record. Gene Ontology annotation, biological process: post-transcriptional regulation of gene expression.
AUGUCACGGUCGGUAUCUAUAUCUGGAGUUUCAAAUCCAAAUAAUAAAUCAAAUUUAAAUUCAUAUAAUAAUCUUAGAAGCGCACUGAUUGGUGGAUCAACAUUUUUCAAUAAUUCGAUUAAUAAUGAUACAACAAUUGGAUCAGAUCAAGAUAAAGAUCUAAAAUCUAUGAAUAAUCAAGAUUUAUAUGAUGAUUCAGAAACAAACACAGUAGAAAAAGAAAUUGAUAUAGUUGGAGCUAUAAGCACUUUACAUUUAGAUGAAGAUGAAGAUGAUGAUACUCAAACUAAGGAUUCAACAAUAAAUUCGGAUAAAUUGGAAUCAACAAAAACCUCAAGUAAUAAUACAUCUUCAAUUAUUGGGAAUGCAAAUCAUCAAUUACCAAAACAACCUCUACAUCAAGCGCCUUAUUUUUUCAAUCACCCUUAUGCAAACCAUGCAUCAUUUACUCCCCAACCUUCAAACAAUUUCAUUAAUAAUGGUAGUGGUGAUGUUUCAACAAAUUGGAUGAAUCAGAAUAAUUUACCAAACGGAGUUAAUAGAAACGGCUUUGUUCCAAAUUCUGAAAACCCAAUUAAAACAAAUACAGGUGAAGAAAUAAAGUUACCAUAUGUAAAACCAUUUGAUUUACCCAACUCAAAAGAUAGUACUCAAUUAAAAUCACAAUCUAAUUCAAAAGCCAGAGAUGAUAAAGAAUCAACGAAUGAUGCUAACAUCAAAGAACAUCAAGUGAAUUUCCAAACUCAACAACAACAACUACAUCCUCAUCAAUUUAAUCCAUUUCCACCAAGUCCUAUUGGACAUCAUCCAGGGGCUCCACCACCACCAAUGAUGCCGUUCAAUUAUGGUCCAUUACCACCACAUCACCCUUUAAAUCAUCAAAGUCCAACAGAUUAUCAAAAUUUUGAUUUGAAUAUAGGACAAUUGCCACCACCACCACAACCAGGAGCUCAACAACCACAUUUGACUAAUGGUGGAUCAGUAUGGAAUAACAAUAAUAACAAUAAUAAUAACUCAUCAGAACAAUUGAAAAACCAACCAGGUAUUCAAAAUCCAAAUUAUAGAUAUAACAAUACUAAUAACAAUAUAAAUGGAUAUAAAAACAUCUCACAAUAUCAACAUUUACAACAACACCCACAAAACAAUUUCAUGAAUAAUAAUUCAUAUUAUACAAAUGGUCAUAAUAAUAGAAGAAAUAAUAGAAAUGGUAAUUUUAAUAAUCAUCAUAAUCAUUAUAAUAAUUAUCAAAAUAAUCGUAAUCACAACCAUUAUCAAAGAAAAGGAGAAGAUGCAAGUAAAUAUUUUAAUCAUAAAGCUAUAGAUUUUAAAGGUUCAAUAUUAAAUUUAUGUAUUGAUCAACAUGGAUGUAGAUUUUUACAAAAGGAAUUAGAAGAAGAUGGUGAAAAUCAAGAAGCAGAACCAAAAGAAGAAAAUGAAGAAUUAUCAAUAAAUCAAACUGCUAACUUAAUUUUUGAAGAAAUUCAAUUAAAAUUAGUUGAUUUAAUGAUUGAUCCAUUUGGUAAUUAUUUAAUUCAAAAAUUAAUAAAAUAUUUAUCUUCAAAUCAAUUAUUAAAAUUAAUAGAAUUAACAUCAAAUGAUUUUUAUUUAAUUUCAAUAAAUUCUCAUGGUACAAGAACUUUACAAAAAUUAAUUGAAAAUUGUAAUACUAAAAAUCAAAUUGAAUUAAUUAUCCAAUCAUUAAAAUCAUAUGUUAUUGAAUUAAGUAAUGAUUUAAAUGGUAAUCAUGUUAUACAAAAAUGUUUAACAAAUUUUAAUAAUGAACAAAAUCAAUUCAUUUAUGAUUUAAUUUUAAAAAAUUUAGUUGUAAUUAGUUGUCAUCGUCAUGGAUGUUGUGUAUUACAAAAAGCAUUAGAUUUUGGUAAUACCAAACAAAAUAAUGAAAUUUUUAAAGAAAUAUCCAAAAAUGUUGAAAUAUUAAUUUAUGAUCCUUAUGGUAAUUACGUUAUUCAAUAUAUUUUAAAUAAUACAUCAAAAGAAAAUGAAACAAAUUUAAACAAAAUAAUAGAAUAUAUAAAAAUUAAUAUAAUUAAAAUAUCAACUCAUAAAUUUUCUUCAAAUGUUAUUGAAAAAUUAUUAAAACAACAACAACAACAAGCCCCAGAGCAACAAACAAAACAAAUUGAAAUACAACAAAAAAAUCAAGAAAUUUUAAUAAAUGAAAUUUUAAAAUUGUCAUCAAAUGAUUUAAAUUUAAUUUUAAAAGAUUCUUAUGGUAAUUAUGUUUUACAAACUUGUUUAAAUUUUGCAAAUUUAAAACAAUUAACAAAAUUAAGUAAUUUAUUAUUACCUUUAUUACCACAGAUUAAAAAUACUCCUUAUGGUAGAAGAAUUUUAAAUAAAUUACAAUAA